Zea mays is the source of this 2317-nucleotide messenger RNA. RefSeq names its product pectinesterase. Bases 355 to 2127 code for a protein of 590 amino acids. The record is from RefSeq and is a predicted model, not a curated record. Gene Ontology annotation, molecular function: pectinesterase activity; enzyme inhibitor activity. NCBI's taxonomy places the organism in Eukaryota, Viridiplantae, Streptophyta, Magnoliopsida, Poales, Poaceae. Gene Ontology annotation, biological process: cell wall modification. The transcript is spliced from 2 exons.
UAAAAAAAAUGUUCAGUAUUUAAUAAGUUUUAAAAAAAAGAAAAGAAAAGAAAAUGAGAGAAUCUCUAUGCCCGGCUGUAAAAUCUUGGCCGUGCGCAACGUAAGCCUCUUCCCUUCCCGAGAACAAGGGUAAACCACAACUCUGUACCAAACAGUCAUCAGGCAAAGCCAAAACAAAUUUCCUCUUCCUAAACAUAGUCACUUGGCGGUGGUGGUCGUUGGGCACGUUCGUCUCCAUGCAUAUGCCCAACUGACGCCCCGUGCCGCGUCCCGCGUCGACGUCGUGCCCUCCGGUCCGGAUUUGGCUCGCACGGCGGCGCCGGGCUCCGGUUGCGCGCGCCAACGCCAACGCCAAUGUCGUCAUCCGAUGGCGGCCAGUCGCGCAAGAGGCUCGUCGUCGGCGUCCUGUCGGUGUGCCUGCUGAUCGCCAUGGUCAUCGGGACGGUCGUGUUCUUCGUGAGCGAGAAGGCUGGCUACAACUCGGAGCUGAGCAAGCGCAACAUGAGCAAGACGAUGCGCAGCGUGGAGCUCUUCUGCGCGCCCGCGGACUACCAGGGCACGUGCCACGAGACGCUGGAGGCGGCGCUGUCGCGGACGGACCCGGAUGAGCACCCGCACGCCGCCGCGGCCGCCGCGAUCACCGCCGUGGAGCGCGCGCUGGCGGAGGGGUUCAACCGGUCGUCGGUGCUGGACGCGGUGCGGCAGAGCAACGACACCCUGGUGUGGGAGGCCAUCCACGACUGCCGGAUGCUCCUGGAGGACUGCCGCGGCAACGUGGAGCGCGCGCUGUCCAGCAUCGCGUGGCGCGGCGUCGACGGGCCCGCGCAGGACCUCCAGGCCUGGCUCAGCGCGGUGAUCACGUUCCAGGGGUCCUGCGUCGACAUGUUCCCCAAGGGAGAGGUCCGCGACGAGGUGAAUAACACCAUGGAGAAGGCGCGAGAGGUAUCCAGCAACGCCCUCGCCAUCAUCAAGCAGGGCGCCGCCCUCGCCUCCAUGCUGGACCUUCACACCAGCCUCGACAAGGGCGGCCGUCAGCUGGAGGAAAAGGAGAAAUCCGCGUCAUCAUCGUCGUCGUCCGUCCCCACGUGGGUGCCCAGCGAGGAGCGAAAGCUGCUCGGCGCCAAGGGCGAGCGGCGCAGGGCCGCGCUCACGCCCAACGUGACGGUGGCCAAGGACGGCAGCGGCGACUUCACCAAUAUCUCGGCCGCGCUGGACGCCAUGCCGGAGAAGUACAGCGGCAGGUACUUCAUCUACGUGAAGGAAGGCGUGUACGAGGAGACGGUGAACAUCACCGGUAGGAUGGCCAACGUCACCAUGUACGGCGACGGGUCCAAGAGGUCCAUCGUGACGGGCAGCAAGAACAUCGUGGACGGCAUCAGGAUGUGGAGAACCGCCACUUUUGCGGUGGACGGCGACAGUUUCAUGGCGAUGAAGCUGGGCAUCCGGAACACGGCGGGGGUGGAGAAGCAGCAAGCGCUGGCUCUGCGGGUGAAGGGCGACAAGGCCAUCUUCUUCAACUGCCGGAUCGAGGGCAACCAGGACACGCUGUUCGCGCAGGCCUACCGACAGUUCUACCGCAGCUGCGUCAUCUCCGGCACCGUGGAUUUCAUCAUGGGCGACGCCUCGGCCGUGUUCCAGCGCUGCCUGCUGGUGGUGCGGAAGCCCCGGCCGGGACAGCCGGCCGUGGUCACCGCGCAGGCGCGGCGUGACCACCAGCAGACCACGGGCUUCGUCAUCCACCGGAGCCAGAUCGUCGCCGACGAGCAGCUCGCCAGCAGCAGCAACAGCAACAAGUCCGGGUCCGCGCCGGUCAAUACGUACCUGGGCCGGCCGUGGAAGGAGUUCGCGAGGACGGUGGUGAUGGAGUCCGUCAUUGACGGAUUCGUGCACCGCCAGGGGUACAUGCCCUGGGAGGGCAAGGACAACCUGGGCACGGCCUUCUUCGGAGAGUUCAGGAACGGCGGCGACGGCGCCAACGUCACCGGGCGGAAGGAGAUGCAGGGGUUCCACGUGAUGGGCAAGGACAGGGCGCUGCAGUUCACGGUGGGGCACUUCUUGCACGGCGCGGACUGGAUACCGGAGACUGGCACGCCGGUGAGCUUGGGCUUGUCUGGCGAGGAAGAGUAAUCGUUAUGCCUAGACCCGGUGUGUGUGCAUGUGUGUGAUUAUAAUGUGUAUAUGUAUGUGCAGCUGAUCAAAACGUACGUCCUACGAGCCGUGUGUUACAACAUACAGGGUAGAACGACAGGAUACAGGUGUGUUCGAUCCAAGUUAAAUUCGAAAGAAAUUAGAAGGACAAAUGGAUUGAAGCGCUAUC